UCUCAUUACUGCCAUGGCCUCAGCCGCCGAAUCCUCUCUUAUUUCGAAGCUCGAAUCCUCGGAGUCCGCAGGCAUCUAUCACCUGCUCUCCGACUACCUACACCCCUUCUCAGAUCUCAGGAACCCCAAUAAACCCAAAAGAUCCAACGACAACUCCCUAAUCCGGCCGCUCGCCAAGAAAUUCCUCCCCUUCCUCAACCGUACCCUAUCUAUCCUCCCUAAGCGCCUCUCCGAUCCUCAGAAAUUGAAUGACCAAUUCGCCCACGAGCUUUUCGACAUCUAUCGACUCUGCCUGGAUUGCUUGGAGACAGUGUCGUCCCAGCUCUCAUGCAAGCCAUAUUCCGUACAGGUCCAGAGGGUCCGGAUGGUGCAUUGCAUGGAGGCGUGGGGGUGGUAUGGCGAUGCCGAGGCAGAGGGGUUUAGGGUUUUGGAGAGCUUCAAGGGGAUCGAUUGCGGGGUAAAGAAAUCGUUGAAAUCGGAGGGGAAGCACGUUCCGGAUGUGGAGAACGGAGGCGAUGAUAAGGAGUUCGGGUCGCUGGUUGUAGAGGUCGUUGUGACGCUGGUGAAGUGCGCGGCGGUGGGACAGAGUAAGGAUGGUGGGGUGUAUGGGAGGGUGCUUGGUUUGGUAGAGGAGGUUCACCCGUGGUUCAGGGUAUUAGAUGCAAAUGCAUGUGAGAAGUUGCACAGGGCGCUUGUGACGUAUCUGGGGAGAUGUUCUUUAUUUUUACUAGGGGAACUAGCAUGUUUUGAUGGGAAUCUAGUAUGUGCAUUCUGCUAUGCUACUUUGACUGAGCAUGCAAAGUCAUCAUUGAAAGAUCAAAUUUACAAGUAUGCCCGGCGGAUAUGUUCAUCUUUAUUCUCCCUACAAGAGAAUAGAUCGUCGCUCAUCAUUGACAUAUUAAUAUGUGUGUUGGAUUCCAUUUCCCAAGAAUGCAAGUUUGAAAUGGAAAAUACUGGAAAAGAGUAUGUUGAACUUGUCUCUUAUUGUGCCAAUAAAUGUCGAACCACAAGUGCAAACUUAUGCAUUACAAUGGCAACACAUCUAAACAAAUUAGCAGGUGAUUCCCAUCAGGUUAGACCACCCUUUGAUAUGAUACUGAGGGUGUAUGCCGCUGGCUUGCAUCUUAUCAAUUGCAAUGUGAAGUUCAGAGGUGGUGAUCUUACAUCCUUUGGAGGCGCUAAGUAUGAGUCUGCAGUUAGAAUUUUAUGUGAUGAUGGGAAUAUACUGCAGAAUUUAGCUGCUCAGCUGGGUUCUUUUGGUUGUUGCUUUCAUAUUGGCUGCAAAGAGAAUUGUGUGAUAUCUAGUGUUAAAUAUACAGAUUCUGUUGGUCAGAUUUGUUCACAGUUGAGUUCCGGGUAUGAGGCCUGCACAGAGAAGAAUAGAAAAGCUUAUCUGCUGUUUUACUUAAACGCAUUGAGAUUCUUGUGCCAGCCACUAGCUGAAUUAGUAAAUUCAGAAAGGAAACAGCUUGUUAGUGAAAAUGAAGAUGCUUUUGUUACCAAUAGACUCUGUGUAAUCCAGGAUAUAUUCCAUCAGUUCGCUGAUAUUUUUCUUUCUUGUCAAAGUUGUACAUAUGAAAGUGAGAGAGAUGGAUUUGAUGAAAAUAGCAAAGCGGUACUUAGUGUAGCUGUUGCUUCUUUCACCCUCUCCAUCAGAACAAAGCUUAACAUGAAGAGGAGCGUGCAUUUAAUUAAGCACAUUAUUACCACUGAAUGGAUUCAACCUCAAGGGCUAAAACACCUAUUUGCUUCUUUUCACAAUAUUGGUGUUUUUUUGUACCGAAAUAAGCAAGUAAAAGAGGCUUCAAAGGCAUUGAAACUAUGUUGUAGGGUAUCAUGGACUUGUGUAAAACGUCUUUGCCAGAUUUUUGUACAGAAAUCCGAGGAGUUAGUUGGUGAUCUUUCAGAAGAUGCUAUUGUAGAAUUUGUCAAUGAUGCAUCCACAAGAAGUGCUUUUCUUUUGGAUGUUCUCCAUCAAUGUGACAGUCAUAAGGUGAAAAAGACAGUUGCAGAGUGCCUUGAAGAUUGGUGUGUUGCUGGAAAGGUCUUUGAAAGGCUGCCAGGUCCUGUACCUUUGGUGAAGCAGUGGGUAAAGAUGGAAUGUAAACGCCAUAAGAAUGUGGAUGAGGGGGAUAGUUCUCGAACCUUGUACUGUUUGCUGUCAUCUUCUGUGAAAGUGUCAAAGAGGACAAUUGGCAUAAUCUUAGAGCAGGAACUGUUUGCAUAUGAGGAAAUGGAUGCUCUGUACCCAGCAUUUUGUCAGCAAAUGCAAAUGAAAAUUAUAGGUAUCCUCCUGAAAGAUGUGUAUAUUACGCCUGAUAGUUGUUUACAAAAAUCAAGAAUAUUAGUGAGAAAGGGAAGAGCAUUAAGGGUCUGUGGACUUGAAGGUUUGAAGGACUGUAUUCAGUGUCUGUCGGAUUCCAUAUCUACAAUUAAUGAGGUGUAUGGUGAAACAUGUAGCCGUGGAAUCUCAACUUGUCAUCAAUUAGCUGUGACAUAUUGCUUACGUGCACUAUGUAUCCAGGAAGCUGAACCAAACUCAAAGCAAAUAUUCCAAGAUAUAAAUGCUGCCCUCAAUCUAUGGUUGAGCAUUUCUAUUCCAGAUCAUUGCUCUGCAGAUGACCCGUGCUCUAUGGUGCCCGAAAAUACAAUGCUACUACUGUAUAAUAUUAUUGAUUUGUUAUCAAUGAAGGGUUGCGUGGAUUUUCACCAUGACAUAUAUAGGCUGAUGACUAGAUUCUUCAGAUGGAAGAGUCUUCCCCAGGAGAAUUGGUUGGCCGUGCUGUGGGAAUGUAGAAGGACUACUCAUGCGCUUUGCAUUUCACCUGUAAAUGAGGCAUUCAUCAUCAACUUAUCAGAUCAUUGUGGUGAAUUUUCUAAGUCUGUUGAUUUCUGGAUACGCAGCCUGAAGGGGUCCCAGCCAUUGAUAGUUGGCUUCCAACAGAGUUUUUCAUUUUUAUUUUCGAAUCCUCACAGCUCUUGCAAUCAUGAGAGCUCUUUUAGAUCAGAUAUCACAGUUGAUGAAGUUAAAGAGGCUGCAUUUGAACUCAUUUCAAGUGUUCCUGUACCCAGUCGUUCUGUGUUUCUUGCUGGAUAUCUCUACUACGAUUUGUGUGAUAGACUAAUUUCAAACGGGAGGUUAAUUGAGGCUCUUUCAUAUGCAAAAGAAGCUCAUCGAUUGCGUACUAAACUUUUUCAAGAGAAAUUUAUGUACUCUGUUGAGCAGCAGACUGAAAGGUACAAUGAAACCGGGGAUGUCAUUCAGAAGCUUACAUAUGGCCUGAAGAAUCUCCAAAUUUGCAGAUCAGUUGCUACCGAAAUUUGGUCCUCUGAUUCUAUUCCAUGGGACUGGGAAGGCUGUUAUCUUAGUCCGUGGAAUGUACUUCAAUGUUAUCUUGAAAGCACUCUUCAGGUUGGAAUUAUUCAUGAAAUAAUUGGAAAUGGGGCUGAGGCUGAAACUUUUUUAAUUUGGGGAAAAAACAUCUCUUGUUUACAGAGCUUGCCACUGUUUAUAGUUGCUUUCUCCUGUGUUUUAGGAAAACUAUACCGUAAGAAACGGCUUUGGGAAAUGGCAGAGAAGGAACUUCAUAGUGCCAAGGAAAUUUUGAUGGAUACCAGCAUGAAUUUUUCUUGCAUAAAGUGCAGAUUGAUGCUGGAAGCAACUGUUGAUCAGCAUCUUGGUGAUUUAUCACGAAGUAAUUUUGAUAGCACUACAGCAGAUAUUUCUGUAGAGAGAUUGUCUCAUGCUGAAAAUCUGUACAAAUUGGCCCUUGACAAGCUAAAUCUUUCUGUGUGGAAAAACUGUGUUAGUUUUCCUGAAAAAGCAAACGCUGAAAGUAUGAUGCUUAAGAAAACUGUUGUGAAAGAUGCUGAAUGUGGUGCCAGCAAUCAUUCUGCUUGUUUUGUGGCAACUGAACAAGAUCCUAGGAAAUCCACAAGGGAGCUGCCAAAAGUCAAGACCGAAGCCAAAACAUCUAGAAAGAAAGCUCCAAAACCCUUUCUAAAGGAGAAAAUUCCUGAGAAUAAUUCAAGGUUAACUCGUUCCAGAUAUCGUUCUACUCAGAACCAAAGUAUGAGCACAUCUGGUGAGUCACAAGUUGGCCCUUCUGGUGAGUCACAAGUUGGCCCUUUGGGAUAUUUGAAAGGGCAUGAUGUGUUUGAUUGCCCUGACUUGCUUUGUCAGGGGGAGUUACUUGUAGAAACAAAAAGUUGUACAGUUGCUUUUGGCUGUGAAGUAAAAUGCAUUUCCGACAUGAGGUGUUGGCAAUGUCUUGCGAUGGCAGUUAUGGAAUCUGGGUUAGUGAAUAAUUUUGUACAUAUGAAGUGGGAGGUUGUUCGGCGACGACUUUUACUAAGGCUACUCACCGGAAUAGGAAAGUGCUUUGGGAAUCGUGGUCAGAUUCAUGAAACACAUAAAGUUUUGUUCCAAAGCAUAUCGGUCCUAGUUAGCAGAAACCCAUUUGGUCAUACUUGCCCUUCUGUUCCUCUCACAUCCUUGCUUGAUUAUAUUGGGAAGGAGAUUGUGGGAGAUGCAUUCACUGUUGAGCGUGCAGUAAUACUUUACAAUAUAUGCUGGUUUUCUUUAAAGAAUUACCAUUCCAAGGAUACCAGGACAACUUGCUGCAAUCUAUUUAACAUUCAUUUGCCAAAAUUAGUGUCUUGGUUAAAGCUGGCCUUUGUUCUCUGCCGUGAGGUUCCCAUACUUCUUCAGAAGGUUUCUCAAUUACUUGCUACCGUAUAUGUACUUUCUGCCUCAACUGAGCUUUUUCCGUUAUUCUCUUCCUGCAAAGCACUCUCUGAAAAUCAUUGGGCUUCAUAUUUUCAUCAAGCUUCACUUGGCACUCAUCUAAGUUAUCAGUUCUUUUCAAAUAUGACUGGGAGAUGCAAAGUCCAACUUGUGGAGGCUGAGGGCUCAUAUGUUCCUGGCUCAACUUGCAGUGAAGAAACAAGCAACCAGCUCAGGCUUGCACCUGACUCUAUUCAAGAUCUUGAAGAAUUUGUAACAAAAUUCUUUGUGGGCCUUCCUGACAUUACAGUGGUUUGUAUAAGUUUGCUUGGAGGUGCUUAUGCUAGUCUACUAAAGGAUUUGCUGCUUUAUCCUACAUAUGUCCAUGCAUGGAUGCUAGUGUCGCGCAUGAACUCUAAGAGUCAACCUGUUGUUUUACUUCUGCCAGUGGAUCCUGUUAUAGAAGCAGAAGCCUCAGACGAUGAUGCUAACUCUGAUAGUGGUAAGCUUUGGAAGAGCAAGGAUGUGGAUAAACAUUGGCACUGUCCCUGGGGUUCCACUGCGGUUGAUAAUGUAGCUCCUGUGUUUAAGCGGAUAUUGGAGGAGAAUUACUUAUCAUCUUCGAAGUUUCCUUUAGAAGAUACAAAAAGGAAUAGGACAUUAUGGUGGAUGUGGAGAAAGAAGCUUGACUGUCGUCUUGGUAAAUUUCUGAGGAACUUAGAAGAUUCAUGGUUGGGUCCCUGGAAAUAUGUGCUUUUGGGAGAAUGGUCUAACCGUAAGCUCCUGGACUUGGUACAUAAGAAACUGAUGUGUGAUCUAAAAUCUAAGUGCAAACUGGACGUAAAUGAGAGUCUUCUUAAGGUUAUUCUUGGAGGCUCCAAGUAUGACUUUGAACGAGAAGCAUGUAUUUCACAGCUAUGCUUAAGGGGAGGUUGUUAUGUUGGUAGAGUAGGAUGUUUUGAUGAAGCAAAGUGCGGGGCAUCGUCUAAUGCAUUCUAUGGAGCCGACAAACAGUCUGAGUUGGCCUUCCAACUAAUACUGGAAGCAAUGAGCGAGCUUGAAGGGGAAGACUCUGUAAAUAGAGAGCCAAUAAUUCUAGUGUUGGACUGUGAGGUGCAGAUGCUUCCAUGGGAAAAUUUACCAAUAUUAAGAAACCAGGAGGUUUAUCGCAUGCCUUCUGUUGGCAGUAUCUCUGUAGCACUUGAUAGAAGCCAUCACCAUCAAGAGCAAGUUGGGAAGAUUGUUGCUAGCUUUCCUCUGAUAGAUCCCUUGGAUGCAUUUUACCUGUUGAAUCCCAGUGGUGAUCUCAGUAGCACACAAGUUGAAUUUGAGAACUGGUUUAGAGAUCAAAACUUGAAGGGGAAGGCUGGAUCUGCACCGACAGCUGAAGAAUUGGUUGUAGCCUUGAAAAGCCAUGAUCUCUUUAUUUAUUUUGGCCAUGGAAGCGGAGCACAGUACAUUCCCAGGCAUGAGAUUCAAAAACUCGAAAACUGUGCUGCUACUCUCCUGAUGGGAUGCAGUAGUGGUUCUUUGACACUGAAUGGGUGUUACAUUCCACAAGGUACUCCACUAUCCUAUCUGCUAGCUGGUUCUCCUGUCAUUGUUGCCAAUCUAUGGGAAGUGACAGACAAGGAUAUUGACCGAUUUGGAAAGGCCAUGCUUGAUGCUUGGUUGAGAGAAAGAUCCAGUCCUUUGGGUUGUGCCCAGUGCAAUUUAGUAGCGGAAGAAUUUGAGGCCAUGACCAUAAGGGGCAAUAAAGGUAAUGGAAAGAGGAAAGCCCGAAGGAAGAAGUCACCUGAAACUUGCGAAACAAGUUCGUUUAAGGACUUCUGUGACCAUAGACCAAAGAUUGGAUCAUUCAUGUCUCAGGCCCGUGAAGCUUGCACACUCCCCUUCCUGAUUGGGGGAUCACCAGUAUGUUAUGGUAUCCCAACGGGUAUAAGGAGAAAUAAGGAUUUGUAGCACCUCUAAGAAGUGUGAUCUCCAUAUCUUCUCAAUUUUUCCCUCUUAGCUCCAAUUCUUUAGGAGACCAUUUCAUUUCAAACCAGCGGGGGGCAGGAAGAUUUGGCUAAGAUUGGCUUUUCUUACAUAUAGCACAUAGUGAGCCGAGCAUUCUUGGCCUACCAAGCGAAACUGGUGGUUCCUAGGUCACGAUCGUUUGUUCCAUUAAAGAGCAUUUUUGUAGUGUCUUUGGUUGUCUUAUGCAGUCUUUAAUCCUUAACAUUUCCUUUCCCUUCUUUCCCUUAACUGUAACAUACUGUUAGCCCCCUGUGAAAGCCCUCUCUUCACUAAGCUAUGCCCAAGUAUUCCCACAGAUUUGAUAAUUGUAUACGUUGUAAAUGAAAAUGAAUUCCCUGUUUUAGCUUGCUUUUGUGUCUUGUUCAUUUGAUAAAAUAUUGCAGCGUGUAGCCUAGUGGUCAAAGGGUGGGCUUGGAUGUGCCGUAGACUUGUACAUCGUGAGUUCAAUUCUGCACUAGGACCUCCCCUGGAUUACCCGAUGCACAGUUCCGGCAGAGAUAGGGUUGUGUAUCCGGGGUUUUACUCUCUAAGGGUGGGUCCAUAAGGCACUGCCUUGAUGGGGUUCCACGUCAUUAAAAAAAAAAAUUGGAAGUGUUGGCUGAUCAGAGUAUCUAUUAGUUCAGCAAUAUCCACUAUUGUAACUUUACAAGGAUCGCUCACUAUAUUUAAGGUGUUCAAUAUUUCAAAUUGAGUUUCUUUUCACUUCUGCUGUCCAAGUAAAUAAACCAGUUUGUAACUAAAGUUUGGCUGGCAUUUCCAUUCUGUUAUUUCUUUUCCCCAAGUUUGAAUGCUUUGUGAUGUAAA
Messenger RNA from Alnus glutinosa, 7549 nucleotides. Its product is annotated as separase. Lineage: Eukaryota; Viridiplantae; Streptophyta; Magnoliopsida; Fagales; Betulaceae. The coding region runs from base 14 to 6688 and encodes 2224 amino acids. Gene Ontology annotation, molecular function: cysteine-type endopeptidase activity. Gene Ontology annotation, cellular component: mitotic spindle; nucleus; cytoplasm. The record is from RefSeq and is a predicted model, not a curated record. Gene Ontology annotation, biological process: meiotic chromosome separation; proteolysis. The transcript is spliced from 27 exons.